UUAGGUUACAUGGUGGGACUGCCUACACCCUACAUCUGAAGGAGCACAAAAAAGGAAGCUGAAAAGGGAUUUUACAAUCUGCUUUAAAAGAAGACAAGAGCUGGAUUGUAUAAAACGUGUUUCAUUGCUGCUUUUUCUGCACACUGGAGAAGUUUUGUGCUGCAGAAAUUCAGUCUGGAUUAAGUCCUCUCUUCCCUUUUUUUCUGCGAGAGUGUCUGUAGUCUAUGCAAUGGCUGACCAAGGCAUCAGGAAUUCCCUCAGUGCCAACAAGAAAUUCCUCAGAAGCUUCCCUGGGGUGGUGAGACUAAUGCAACUUGCAACUGGUGCUGCAGUCUGGAUUGCGAUCGCCACCAGCAAUUUCAAUAACACUGUUCGCUUUGCUCUGUUUGUGUUCGUCUUCUUCUGGCUGGUCACUCUGCUCUUUUAUUUCAUCACCCUGCUGGAAAAACAGGAUCUUGUACCGUUAAUUGGAGGUGAGCGCUGGCUCCUCACGAACCUCAUCUAUGAUGUUUUGACCACUGCCUUUCACAUCGCAGCCACCGCCGUUAUAAUCGUUGCCAUCGAGAACCAAUCAUAUUGCAAUGUGGCGAAAUACCAGGGCCCCUGUUACUACAAGAUCUACGUGGUGGCAUCUACCUUUGCAUGUCUUUGCUGCUUGUGUUAUUUUUCCACCACCAUCUGGUUCUCCUGGAAGAAGUGUAAAGGAAACAAGAGCGUCAUUUAGAAAUUGCUGAAAGCUUGUCCCAGACAUUAGAGAAAAGCCUCCU
Messenger RNA from Nanorana parkeri, 767 nucleotides. It is a transcript of the gene MARVELD1, whose product is annotated as MARVEL domain containing 1. Gene Ontology annotation, molecular function: structural constituent of myelin sheath. The transcript has a single exon. The coding region runs from base 230 to 724 and encodes 164 amino acids. The record is from RefSeq and is a predicted model, not a curated record. Gene Ontology annotation, biological process: myelination. Lineage: Eukaryota; Metazoa; Chordata; Amphibia; Anura; Dicroglossidae. Gene Ontology annotation, cellular component: membrane.